Molecule: messenger RNA, 234 nt
Organism: Strongylus vulgaris
Lineage: Eukaryota; Metazoa; Nematoda; Chromadorea; Rhabditida; Strongylidae
Source: the annotation of a GenBank genome assembly
AUGUCCAAAACCUUCUACAACGUGAUCACACUCGCAUCACUUGCUAGUCUUCUUCACUGCGCAUACUCAGCUGCUCAGCACCGUUCAUACCUACGUCUUACUGAGCAACCCUUUAUCUCACUACCCGCCGACGUUUUAGCUCAGACGAUCAUUUCACUUGUUGCUCUGAUCUACGGUGCUACACACGUUGCUGGAGCAUUUCAGCACAUCAAAAGCGAUCCGGUGAGGGCAUAA